Achroia grisella is the source of this 2291-nucleotide messenger RNA. RefSeq names its product atlastin (gene atl). NCBI's taxonomy places the organism in Eukaryota, Metazoa, Arthropoda, Insecta, Lepidoptera, Pyralidae. Bases 178 to 1929 code for a protein of 583 amino acids. The record is from RefSeq and is a predicted model, not a curated record. Gene Ontology annotation, biological process: endoplasmic reticulum organization; protein homooligomerization. The transcript has 12 exons. Gene Ontology annotation, molecular function: GTPase activity; GTP binding.
CCAGAGAUGGCAACGUAUAAAUUUGACAUAUAAUCUGACACUAUGAAUGACAUAUUUUUUUGAAAAGUCAUUUGUCAAAAUAAAUACGAAAUGUCAAUUUGACCUGAUUGCGUCGAGUUGGAAAAAUUUUGUCCACUAUGUUCAGUUCAGUCAAGUCUCGAAAUAAAUAAAUGUAACAUGGCUGAUAUCGAAGGACAUAAACACCGAGAAACUAAUUUCGAAGAGGGAGAAGGCCAUGAGGUUGUCGGGAAGCUGAAUUUGCGGCUUCGCUAUGUAGAUCCGCCACCGGCAACAGAGAAACCGGCACCAGCGCCGCGGUCGGGGCACCAUGGCGUCCAGGUGGUCAACACGGGGCCCGACCACACGUUCAUACUGGAUGAGGAGGCGCUGGGCGAGCUGCUGCUGCGCGAGGACAUCCGGGACCGCGCCGUGGUCGUGCUGUCGGUGGCCGGCGCCUUCCGCAAGGGCAAGUCCUUCCUGCUGGACUUCUUCCUCAGAUAUAUGCACCACAAGUAUGGAGCGGGCGGCGGUGGUGGAGACUGGUUGGGUGGUGAUGAAGAACCACUCCAGGGGUUCAGCUGGCGAGGUGGCUCCGAGCGAGACACCACCGGCAUACUCAUGUGGUCGGAGAUAUUCCAGGCCACCCUCGACAAUGGCGAGAAGGUAGCAAUAAUACUGCUGGACACCCAGGGCGCAUUCGACAGCGAGUCGACGGUGCGCGACUGCGCGACCGUGUUUGCCCUCUCCACCAUGCUCUCCUCAGUGCAGAUAUACAACCUCUCGCAGAACAUACAGGAGGACGACCUGCAACAUCUGCAGUUGUUCACGGAGUACGGUCGGCUGGCGCUGGAGGACAGCGGCCGCACGCCGUUCCAGCGUCUGCAGUUCCUGGUGCGCGACUGGAGCUUCCCGUACGAGGCGCCCUACGGCGCCGCCGGCGGACACACCAUCCUGCAGCGAAGACUCAAGCUGUCGGACAAGCAGCACCCGGAGCUGCAGUCGCUGCGGAAGCACAUCACGUCGUGCUUCUCUGAGAUCGCGUGCUUCCUGAUGCCGCACCCGGGGCUCAGGGUCGCCACCAACCCGCAGUUCGACGGCAGGCUCGCCGACAUCGAAGUUGAGUUCAAGCGGCUGCUACAACAGUUGGUGCCGAUGCUGCUGGCGCCACAGAACUUAGUGCCGAAGCUCAUCAACGGGCAGAAGGUGAAAGCCAAGGACCUGUUGCAGUACUUCAAGUCCUACAUGAACAUAUAUAAGGGCAACGAGCUACCAGAGCCCAAGAGUAUGCUGGUGGCUACAGCGGAAGCCAACAAUCUAACAGCAGUGGCGGAAGCGAAGGAAGUGUACAUGACCCUGAUGGACGAGGUGUGCGGCGGAGCGAAGCCCUACCUGCAGGGGCAGCUGCUGGAGGCCGAGCACACGCGCGUCCGCGACAAGGCGCUUCAUGCCUUCCACGCCAAGCGGAAGAUGGGCGGCGACGAGUUCAGCCAGGCCUACUGCGAUCAGCUAAAACAGGACCUGGAAGACACGUUCCAGCAGUUCCGCGCCCACAACGAGAGCAAGAACAUCUUCAAGGCGGCGCGCACUCCGUCGGUGUUCUUCGCGAUCGCGUUGUUCUUCUACGUGUGCAGCGGCGUGUUCGGCCUGGUGGGGCUCUACCCCAUCGCCAACCUCUGCAACCUGGUGAUGGGGCUAGCCCUACUCACGCUCGUGCUCUGGGCGUACAUCAGAUACAGCGGCGAAAUGCGAGAAGUAGGCGUUACUAUAGACGACACUGCAAACAUGUUAUGGGAUAAUGUAAUGAAGCCGAUGUACCAAGCGUGUCUGGAGAAGGGAAUGGAGCGGGCUGCGGCGGCGGCCGCCGAGAGAGCCCUAGGGCCUCCCACGCCGACCACGCCCACCAUCAACGGCAAGCACAAGCAGUUGUGAUGCCGCCCCCGGCCCGGACCGGCGGCAUCCGGCCCGGCGGAAGCCAACAAAACAGUACACCGACCGGCGCUCGGUCACCCGGUAGGUUGUGGCCGAUAUUGUGGGUAGUAGCAGUGAGUUCAAAUUUUAUGACAAUGUGUGACGUGACUUUCGUGGUGUUAUAGUUUUGUACGUGUGACAGACGAGUUCGAAGGGAUCGAGGUUUGUUUCAAUCGUGGUUGUUUGUACAGUUCGUAGUAAAUUUUUAACGUAGCCGUAGUUAGUGGUAAUUAAUUUAAUGUUGUUAAUGUUGUGUUAAUUUGUUAACGAAUUAGGAGUGGAUUUGUGUUCAAAUUAUUUGUCGGUGUCAGGUUUUACACAUA